GUGUCCGCCAUCAUGUCCAUCAGCGUGGAACUGAAGAGGAUCUCCAACCUGCCGGGACGAUCUGACAGAAAGGUCGAGCUGUGCUUCAGAGAUUUUACCCAUAAAACCAGAAUACUUCAGUGUGAAAAUUUGGCCAUUUUCAAUGAGAAUUUCCGGUGGCCACAUUAUGGUAAAGUCAUCACUGAUGAAGUUUUGUCCAUUAGUGUAUACAACUGCAGUAAAUUCUUCUCCAACAGACUGCUUGGCCGACUGGUUAUCAGUCUCCAGCAUGUUGUUACCUCGGGCAGGUUGUUGCUACGGGAACCACUCACUGAUGCCAACUACAGCCUGACUGAUAUCAUUAUAGAGCUGGACAUUCGCUUCCAUCCCCUGGAAGGAGCAGCAGGCCACUGGGAGGAACUUGAAUUUCUGCCGGUUGAAGACAGUGAUGAAUCAGGCCUGGUGAUCAGGAAUGUGGGAUUUGAUGACCCUGAAAGAGGGCUUAUGGUUGCUUGCCCAGAUCAGUUGGAGAGAGAAGCCCGUCGCUUGGGUAAGAGUCUGGUUAGGGCAGGGGGUGAAGAUGAUGACGAAGAUGAUGAUUAUGAUGACGAUGUAGUGGAUUUGGAGACAUCAGAUGUUAUCUUCACACCUCUUCUGAGUCGAUGCCGGCCACUAUCCAGAAGUGCAGUUGCAGCAAUGCCAAGAGUCCAGAGUUUCCAGGUGAAUGUGAACAUCCUGGAAGCUCAGAAGCUUGUUGGUGUAAACAUAAACCCGGCAGUUUUCAUCAGAGUUGGAGGCCAGAAAAAAAACACAGUGACGCAGAAAUCCACCAACUGUCCGUUCUUCAAUGAGACUUUCCAGUUUGAGUUUCAGGACGCUCAGCAAAUCUUCUUUGAUAAAGUCAUAGAAAUAAAGGUUUUCCACAGGCGGACUCUGGCCUUCCUGAUGACCCACAUUGGAACCUUUAAAAUUGACAUCUCCACUGUAUACAGCCAGCCAGACCACAACUUCUACCAGAAGUGGGCUCCUCUCACCGACCCGGCAGAUACCAGAUCAGGGGUGAAAGGAUAUGUCAAGGCCAGCCUCAGUGUGCUGAUGAAGGGAGACACUCUGCGUAUGCCCAAUCUGCCACCUGCCUCCUCUUCUGGAGCCAGCGAGGACAUAGAAAAGAACCUGCUGCUUCCUCGUGGCAUGCCUUCUGAACGUCCGUGGGCUCGGUUCCGUAUUCGAAUCUACAGAGCUGAGGGUUUGCCCACCAUGGAGGCGGGGCUAAUGGCAAAGAUGUCCGUCACAGACCGGGCAGUAUUUAUUGACCCAUAUGUACAUGUUACCUUUGCUGGACAACAGGGAGAAACUUCAGUCGCCAAUGCAACCAAUUGUCCAGUUUGGAAUGAGGAGAUCUCCUUCAUUGAGCAGUUUCCUCCUCUGGCUCAGAGAAUCAAAAUCCAGGUUCUUGAUGAUGCCAAGAUGGGAGACAUUGCCCUGGCAACACACUUCUUGGACCUGCAGCAGAUAUCUGACCCCACCAGGAAUGGGUUCAACCCCACCUUCGGUCCAAGUUGGGUUAAUCUUUAUGGCUCACCGCAGAACUCCACCCUCGGAGAUGUCCACCAGGCACUGAAUGAGGGCCUAGGUGAAGGGAUCUUCUAUAGAGGGCGAAUCCUCCUUGCUCUCUGCAUGGAGGUCUACUCUUCCCCCUCUGCCAUCGCCGUGGAAACAGGAUCUGGUGCAGGGGCAAAGGUGAAAGGAGCACUGGGGAAGUUAGGACGAAAGAAGAAGAAAAAAAGCAGCAAGAAGGAGAUGAAGGAAGAGUCUGCAGCUGUGAGUGGAUUGGCUGAUGAAUCCGGGGAAGCAGGAGUUGAGGUACCAGAGUCUGUCACUGUGGAAAUUGAAGAGAUCCAUCCCCUCCCUGAGGGUUUUUUGGGACAGAAGGAGGAGUUUCUGCUGUUUGCAUCUCUGUUUGAAGUCACUAUGAUUGAUCCAUCUGUAGGAACAAAACCACUAACCUUUGAACUUUCAAUAGGGAAUAAUGGGAAGGCAGUUGGAAUUGAGAAAUCCAAGAAAAGCCAGAGCAGAGAGGAGCUAAGAAGAAGCAGAGAGGAGUUGAGGAGGAGCAGGGAGGAUCUGACUGACACACACCGUCUGCUGGAGUCAGAGGAUGAGUUGGACAGAGAAGAGAUGCAGAAUCCUGAAGCUGAGAACAGAUCUCUGUCUGCUCCGAUGAGACCUCAGCCCACCGAGUAUAUAAGGUCAUAUCAGUGUCUUCAACUCCAGCCUCCCUCAGCGAAACUGAAACCUUGUCUGUUUCUCUGGAGUCAGUUUGAAGAUCACAGCUUUCGUCUUUAUCGGGCUAAUUGGCUAAGCAAGAUGGCUGACAGGCUGGAGAUUGGUCUUAAUGAGGUAGAAAUUCUGAUGAGGAGGCCAAAGAGCAAAGUGAAGGAGCGUUUGGUUGAAGUGCUGCUGGAGCUGGUGGCCUCUUGCAAACAGUUCAGUGCUUUCUCAGAGAGGAGAUCUCAAUUUCGCCCCAACAAUCUGGACAAAUGCAGAAAGGAGUUUAUCAAGAAGAAUUUGGUCCUGCUUGCCAGACAGGCAGUCAGGGCCAGGCGGAGGAUCACCAGAAAGACAGCCAAACAGCGGUUGAUUGAAACCAGGAAACUGCUAAAGAAGCUCCGCCUACUGGCUGCAGAGCCCCAGAGUACCAUUCCAGAUGUUUUCCUCUGGUUGCUAAGCGGAAGCAAGCGACUGGCAUAUGUGAGGAUUCCCGCCCACACCAUCCUGUACUCACUGGUGGAGGAGCAGAAGGGGCAGGAUUGUGGCCGGAUCACAACCCUCUACAUGAAGUCACCAGGAUGUUCAGCCAAUGAGGUCUUUGCAAAAUUGGAGGUCUACCUGUGGCUUGGUCCUGUCAAAUACAGUAAGGAAGCCAUUAACAGCCUGCCAGAGGAGUUUAUGCCCAAAUAUGAGGAUGAGGAGGAGGGGGAGGAAGUGCAGAGGAGGCUGGUCUCUGUGGAUGAGAGGAUGAAGAUUCCUGUUAGUCUUUCCUGUCAGGACAGCAGGUACUUCCAGCUUCGAUGUCACCUGUACCAGGGGCGUGGCCUGAUGGCUGCGGAUGAUGAUGGCCUAUCAGAUCCUUUUGCAAGGGUGGUCUUUUCUACACAGUGUCAGGUUACCCGGGUGUUGCCAGACACCCUCUCCCCCUGCUGGUGUGAGUGUUUGUUGUUUGACAGAGUUCUACUGGAAGGAACCAAAGAGCAGCUCCAACGAGACCCACCGCUCAUCAUUAUCAACAUCUAUGAUCAUGACGCCAUGGGCAGUCCGGAACCUCUGGGUCGAGCUUUUGCCGAACCCGAGUUUAAAACAGUGGAGCAGUUCUACGAAAAGCCCCGUCUGCGUUUCUAUGACAUCAGCAGAGGAAGGGUUCCUGCUGGGGAGCUGCUGGCUGCCUUUGAGCUCAUCGAGCUUGACUACUCUGGAUUUGGAGAGCCAUGUCUCCCCAUCAGUGUGGACCCUCAGGAAUUGACCUAUUUAGAUGAGCAGAGCUGUUACAUCAUCCCAGAGGGAGUUCGACCUGUUCUGAAAACCUUCAGGAUUGAGGUGCUGUUCUGGGGUCUGCGGGAGCUGAAGAGGGUACACCUGUUUGAGGUGGAGCGCCCCAUGGUGAGGGUGGAGUGUGCAGGACGACAGCUGGAGUCUGAGGAGAUCCAGAGCUACAAAACCAACCCAAAUUUCAAAGAGGUUGUCCGCUACAUUGAUGUGGAGCUGCCAGAGCAGUCCUACCUCCAUCCUCCUUUGACAGUGUUUGUGGUGGAGCACCGGGCAUUCGGACAUCUUGCUUUGGUUGGGACCCAUGUGGUCCAGAACCUUAUGGACUAUUAUCUUGAAAGGGAAGCAGAGGAGGAAGAGGAUGAGCCAAAACUCAAAGCGAGGAAGAAGUCAAUGAACGUUAACCCUCUGAUGUCAGUGAAGAACAUGGGACUCAGUGGCCUUUCAGUCGCACAGUCCAAGAUUCCCAUCAACCCCAUGAGGAUGGUUAAUGUGCCCUUGACAAAGCUGACAAAGAAAGGGGAGGAGCUAGAGGAAGAAGCCCCUGAGAAGGAGGAGUUGGACUGGUGGUCUAAGUACUAUGCCUCACUGGAGGAGCUGGAGAAGCAGGAGGAGGAGGAGAUGGAAGAGCAUGCAGAGACAGAUGGAGCUAAUCUGACCAUGGCAAACAUUGAGGAGGAGGAGGAGGAGGAAGUUGUGGUGAUUGAGGCUGAGCCUCCAAAACGCAAGAAGAUCGCUACACUGAAGAUAUAUAAUGGUGAUUUGGAAUCAGAGUUCAGUCAGUUUCAGGACUGGCUGCAGAUCUUUCCUCUGUAUAAAGGCAGAGCGAGCACUGAGGAAGAUGAGGAGAAUGAUGAAGAGAGGCUGAUGGGAAAAUACAAGGGCUCCUUCCUGGUUUAUCCAAUCAAUCCAGAAGACCAAGACGAUAUCCAGUGUCAGAUCACCAAUGGAAUCCCUAAGAACUCACCAAUCAAAGUCUUAAUCCGAGUCUACAUCAUCAAGGCCAUUAACUUGGCUCCUGCGGACCCGAAUGGUAAGGCCGACCCAUACCUUGUGGUCAAGGUGGGAGACCAAAGUCUGGACACCAAAGAUCGCUACAUCCCCAAACAACUUAACCCAACAUUUGGAGAGGUGUUUGAACUCACGGUGUCUUUCCCACUGGAGACAGAGUUGGCCAUCAUGGUCCUGGACCACGAUCUUGUGGGAUCUGAUGAUGUUAUCGGCGAGACUCGAAUUGACUUGGAGAACCGUUUCUACAGCCGCCACCGGGCCUCCUGCAGCUUGUCUCUUUACUACGACACUGAUGGCUACAAUAAGUGGCGCGAUGCAAAGAAGCCAUCAACAAUUUUAGCUGAGCUCUGCAGGAAGAAUGGCAUCCCUUCUCCAGAGUACAGAACGUCAGAAGUUAAAGUACUCAACAAGAUCUUCAAAAUACCACCAGAUGCAGUACCUGAAGGUCUGUUGAAGAAGAACCAGCGUUCUCCAGAGGAGGAGGCAGAGAUGGAGGAACAUGCAGCUCUGAAUGUGCUGCAUCGAUGGGGUGACAUGAGUGAGUUCCUCCCAGGAGUUGUUCCUCUGGUGCCAGAACACGUGGAGAUGCGGUCUCUGCUGAACCCGGACAAUCCUGGACUUCCACAGGGUCAUCUUCAUAUGUGGGUUGACAUGUUUCCCACUGAUGUCCCAGCCCCGCCCCUUGUUGACAUAAAGCCCCGCCUACCAGAGCAGUACGAGCUGCGUGUUAUCAUCUGGAAUACUGAUGAUGUAUUUCUGGACGACGUCAACCCGUUCACAGGCGUUCCUUCCUCUGACAUCUAUGUUAAAGGCUGGAUUAAAGGAUUGGAUGGAGACAAGCAGGAGACUGACGUCCACUUUAACUCUCUAACAGGAGAGGGAAACUUCAACUGGAGAUUUGUUUUCCGCUUCGACUACCUUCCUACUGAGAAAGAAGUAGUGUAUAAAAAGAAGGAGUCCAUCUUCUCUCUGGAGGAGUCUGAGUUUCGUCAGCCGGCUGUUCUGGUGCUGCAGGUCUGGGACUACGACCGCAUCGCAGCCAACGACUUUUUGGGCUCCAUAGAGCUAUAUCUCAGCAACAUGGUGCGUCCGGCAAAGUCAUCCAGUAAAUGUACGGUUGAGAUGGCGAAGGACCGGGCCAGCCCUCGGGUCUCCAUCUUUCGUGCCAAGAAGAUGAAGGGCUGGUGGCCACUGACACGCAUGAAGACGGCAGAGGACUUUGAGAGGGAGGAAAAGGAGAAGGAAGAAGCCAAGAAGAAGGGAGGCAAGAACAAAAAGAAGAGCAAAGACAAGAGGAGCAAACUGAGGCAGGAGGACAUCCAGUACACCGACAGCUCAGGCAACACCUUUCUGUUAAUGGGAAAAGUGGAGGCGGAGCUUCAGCUGGUGGCUCUGGAGCAGGCAGAGGCCGUUCCUGUGGGGAGGGGACGCAAAGAGCCUGAGCCUCUGGACAAGCCAAAUCGUCCCACCACCAGCUUCAACUGGUUUGUCAAUCCAUUAAAGACCUUUAUUUUCCUCAUUUGGAAGAACUACAAGAAGUACAUCAUAGCUUUGGUCAUCCUCGCCAUCCUCACGCUCUUCCUUGUCCUCAUCAUUUACACAUUGCCGGGACAGAUCAGCUCCCUGAUUGUCAACGGAUGAAGAAACCAGCUGGGAAGCUUUCUGAAUGUUACCCAUUUCCUCAGUUGUCUGGCACUUAAACUAUUGUCACUAUUCAGCCAGAUUUAUAUGGAACUAAACCUGCAAACCUUGUAAUGUACUCAGCCUGACUGGACCACAUUCCCCAGCAUCCCCAUCAUUAUCAACACAGCAGGGGGUAAACAAUGAAGUACUUUUCUAUUUACCUCAGAUUUAAGUCAUAUCUUUAUCAUAUAUUUGUUACACUGUUGACUGUAAUGCCUUCAGCACUAUGCAAGUUAGACAAAUCUUAACUCUUUUUCUAUUGAAAUAUAUCUAUUAAUAGGUCUAUUGUUAAUUAAUUAUACUUGUGAUUUUUUUUUCUUUAAAUUAAUUAAAAUGUACAUUCAGAAUUUAAUUCAAACAUUGGCCCAGAACAAGUUUUUAUUAUCUGUACAAGUUUUUAAACAACCCAUCUGAAUCUGCUUCUUUUGAGCUAAGAAACAAUUAUUGAUAAAUAUAACAUGCAAUAAUUUAGUCAACUGCAGGGGGUAAAACAACAACUCAUCGGUUGCUUGGUAACUCACCUCAUCAAACUUAGAAAACUUGCUUAUAAAACAGAUCAUUAUUUUUUCUAUUCAAUAUUUAAUUGCAUUUCAAACCAGAUAUAAAGCUUUUAAAAAUGGACAAAGUUAGAAAAAAAAAAUUAUGCACCAUGCAUGAGUGUUUUUUUUUUCCUGUCAAAAAUCCAAAACCACCCUCACAGUUGGAGGA
Melanotaenia boesemani (Boeseman's rainbowfish) is the source of this 6924-nucleotide messenger RNA. It is a transcript of the gene fer1l4, whose product is annotated as fer-1 like family member 4. Bases 13 to 6174 code for a protein of 2053 amino acids. The transcript has 49 exons. Lineage: Eukaryota; Metazoa; Chordata; Actinopteri; Atheriniformes; Melanotaeniidae. Gene Ontology annotation, biological process: plasma membrane organization. Gene Ontology annotation, cellular component: membrane. The record is from RefSeq and is a predicted model, not a curated record.